Molecule: messenger RNA, 1059 nt
Organism: Coprinopsis cinerea okayama7#130
Lineage: Eukaryota; Fungi; Basidiomycota; Agaricomycetes; Agaricales; Psathyrellaceae
Exons: 5
Coding region: 1-1059 (352 amino acids)
Source: RefSeq, a predicted model, not a curated record
AUGUACCCCGCCGCUGUCGCCCUAGCCGUCGCCGCGAUCGUCCCUUCCGCUGUCGCUGUAACCUACGACGUUCAGGUAGGACCUGGCGGCCAGUUCAUCUACGAUCCCCCCUACGUUCACGCAGAAUAUGGGGAUAUUAUCAAUUUCGUUUUUGUUCCCGUUGCACCCGAAGCCAUUGGCACUGAAACACGCCAGUUCCACGUUCCGGACAACCACGGAGAACCAAUUUGGUUCUAUUGUGGCCAAGGAAAUCACUGUGGCCAAGGCAUGGUGUUCGCAGUUAACCCGCCCGCAGCUCCGAGCGAACGUUCUUUUGAGGCAUUCCAGGCGCUAGCGAUCGAAAGGAAUGGGACUGGAACACCACCUACCGAGACUAGUGCGCCGGGUGGACAGGAGACGUGGACGCCACCUCCGCCUCAACCUUGGUAUCCUGCAACUGCCACCGUGACUUGGGGAGGAUCCUCCUACACGACUGUCUAUACCAGCUACGAAGGCUCACCUGACCCCACCCCUGCGCCUCAACCUGUCGAGCACACUAUCCAAGUCGGAGCUGAUAAUGGUUUAAUUUACCUCCCUGCCAGUAUCAGUGCUCGUGUUGGCGAUACUGUCACCUUCGAGUUCCGUUCCAAGAACCAUACUGUCACCCAGUCCAGCUUCUCGAGCCCUUGUGAAGCUCUCAUUCGCGAAGAUGGCACCACCGGUUUCCGAUCUGGAUUCCGCCCCGUCCCAUCUGGAACCACUGAUUUCCCCAGAUUCUCAGUCAGGAUCAACGAUACCGCUCCAAUUUGGGGCUACUGCGGACAAACCGGUCACUGCGCCCAAGGCAUGGUCUUUGCAAUUAACGCGGUCGAGACCGGCCCCAACAACUUUGAAGCUUUCCAGCAGCUUGCCAGGCUGUCAGCAAGUGAUUCUGCAGGUGCCUCUUCUGCACCACAGCCUUCUGGUGGCGCUGGAGGCGACGAUGAUGAUUCCGAAGGCAGUGGUGCAGGUGGCAUUGCUCCUGCUACCACAGUGUUCUCAGUUAUCGCUGCUAUUUGUGGAGUAGCCAUGGUUCUCUAA